Molecule: messenger RNA, 2107 nt
Organism: Cylicocyclus nassatus
Lineage: Eukaryota; Metazoa; Nematoda; Chromadorea; Rhabditida; Strongylidae
Source: the annotation of a GenBank genome assembly
GAGUCGUGGAAUCCUCUCGACGACAGAGGUGAAAUCGGAGCCAGAAGUGGCACUUUUUUGUACUCGUCACAUUUAAAUGAAGACCUUGAAACGGAAACUUCCAUCAAAUAAGAAGAAUGAUAAGAAGAAUGAAUUGGACAAGAAUCUCGAUGAGGAGUCGUCUUCGGAUCUUGAGAAGGAGACGAAGUCGAUGAAGAUUUCUGACGAUGGCGAUGAGGUAAAAAAGGAACCUGUCGACUCCGGUGAUGAAAGGAGCUCUGAAGAUGCUGAUGAAGAGACAUCGAGUACAGAAGAUGCUGCAAUGACAAAUGAUGAACUUGUGAGAGAGGAUAGUAUGGAAAUCGAUGCUGCAGCUACUACGUCAAAAGAAGAGGAAGAUUUUCAAAAGGAGUUCAAAGUUCUUGGACAAACAGAAUUCGAACCAUUGAAGAAAAUCAACGUCACAACUUCGUGGGUAUCAAAUGCCACUGUAUUUCCAGCCGAAAUUGCCAAAGAGAAUCUUGCAGAAUUAUCCUGCGUAACUGGCUUACCUGAACCUAUAGCCAAGGUCGUAGGUGAAAAAAUUGAGUCGUGGUUUCCGGUGCAGAAAGCCGUUCUUCCCUGCCUCUUGCAAGACAUCGUUAUGGUUCCCGUUAUUCGACCACGUGAUAUAGCAAUUUCUGCUCCUACAGGAUCUGGAAAAACGCUGUGCUAUGUGUUGCCUAUCUUGGCCCAGGUCGGAACACGUCCUCGCGGUGAAUUACGAGCACUUGUUGUCGCUCCAGUGCAGACACUUGUUAAGCAGAUAGAGCAGGAAUUCAAUACGUAUAAUGCCUGCGGAGCCGUUAUCUCAGCUCUGUCUGGAGCGACAGAUUUUCGGAAAGAACAACGUACUCUAGCUCCUGAAGGAGUUUGCACUUCGGAUAUCAUAAUCUCUACUCCGGGUAGACUAAUGGACCACUUGACUAAUCCCGCUAGUGGAAUAAAACUUGAUUCUCUUAAGUUUUUAGUCGUAGAUGAAGCAGAUAGAAUGGGCACAAUGGUCAGACAGGAGUGGCUUGCAGUGGUGGAACGUCGAAGUGGGGGUUUGAUGCGUGCUACAUGUUUAGAGGACAUACUCGCAACGCGAUGGGCACCGCGUAAGAUUUUGCUCUCAGCCACAUUAUCCAGAGAUGUCGAAGAAUUGCACAUGUGGAACUUACAUCAACCUCGUUUAUUCCGUGCAGAUGAGCGUAAAAGCAAGGAGAUCGGGGUGGAUCUUCAUGCCCUUGAUCAUGUUUCUGGUGCUUUAUCGCUUCCCUCCAGCAUCCAACACACCGUUUUAGCCGUAGAGCAAAAGUUCCACCCACUCGUUUUGUUCCUGAAAAUUUUGGAAAACGACUGGAGAAGAGUGCUAGUCUUUACCAACGAGAAAGAAUCGUCCUUACGUCUUUCUAUACUUAUAAGUCGCCUUGCUAAAUCGAAAUUUGCGGUAGAACAGCUGACAAGUGAUUUGUUUGGAAACCGAAGAGCGAAAAUAUUAAAGAGAUUCAAAAAUGGCACGACCCGCGUCUUGAUAUGUUCAGACGUUCUAUCGCGUGGUGUCGAUGUGGAAGACAUUGAUUGUGUUGUAAAUUAUGAUCUGCCAAAAAAUGAUCGACUAUUCGUACAUCGAGCUGGACGCACAGGUCGUGCUGGAAAAGCAGGGCGCGUACUGAGUCUUGCUGAUGGAGAAGCCAGGAAGAUCUUUGUGAAAAAUGUGCUGCGAAAGAAUGGGCUCUGGGUAAACGCGGAGGAGGUUGAGAUUGAAAAAGAAACUUUAGAGCCACAUUUGCAUAGAUACGAGAAAGCUCUCAAGUAUCUCAAGAAAAUUUUAGAAGCGAAAGCAGCGACUAAACCUUCCAAAAAAAGAGCGAGAGUGAGCGGUUUUGCCUACCGAAAGAAGGCACGAUAUGAAAUGAUCAAAGAGAAACUGAAAGAAAGAGAAAACAAACCUUGGAGAAAAGAAAAGAAGGAUACUGGAUUUUGACGAGUCCUUAUUUAAAGUUUGAUUUCAAGCCAGAUUGUCUAGCUAUAAUUGAUUGUUGAAGAAUUGUUGUUAUUGUUGUGUUUGGAUAGAUUUAACUCUGUACAGAGAAUAAAGCUUUUC